AUGGGAAUUUACUUGCAAGACGAUGAUAAUCAGAUUAAUCGAUCAAAUAACGUAACAGUACAAAGUAAGCAUGUAUCCCGAGAAAUGCGUGGUAAAAUAUUUGGCAAAUUCAAUGGAUUCCGCGGUUGCACGUUAUGGCUAACAGGACUCUCUGGGGCUGGAAAAACAUCCAUUGCAUUUAACCUAGAAAAUUAUUUAAUAAAAAACGGUAUUCCUGCUUAUUGUUUGGACGGUGAUAAUAUGAGAUCUGGAUUGAACAAAAAUUUAAACUUUAGCAAAGAAGAUCGUAAAGAAAAUAUACGAAGAUCUGCUGAAGUCGCUAAAUUAUUCGCUGACAGUGGUCAUAUAACGAUUUGUAGUUUUGUAUCACCUUUUAGUGAUGAUCGUUUUCUGGCGCGUAAACUUCAUCAGGAGGUUGGAUUAACAUUUUUUGAAAUAUUUAUUAAUGCAUCUUUGGAUGUUUGCGAAUCCCGUGACGUUAAAGGGCUUUAUAAAAAAGCACGUGAUGGUAUAAUUAAUAGUUUUACGGGCAUUGGUCAAGAUUAUCAGGUACCAAUUAAUCCUGAUUUAGUUUUAGAUACCGAAAAACAAACACUAGAGCAAUCAACAACAACUUUAAUUAAAUUUCUUGAGGACAAAAAAAUUUUGCCGACAUUACGAAAACAAAAUUAA
Microplitis demolitor is the source of this 672-nucleotide messenger RNA. RefSeq names its product bifunctional 3'-phosphoadenosine 5'-phosphosulfate synthase 2. The coding region runs from base 1 to 672 and encodes 223 amino acids. NCBI's taxonomy places the organism in Eukaryota, Metazoa, Arthropoda, Insecta, Hymenoptera, Braconidae. The record is from RefSeq and is a predicted model, not a curated record. Gene Ontology annotation, molecular function: adenylylsulfate kinase activity; ATP binding. Gene Ontology annotation, biological process: sulfate assimilation; 3'-phosphoadenosine 5'-phosphosulfate biosynthetic process. The transcript is spliced from 2 exons.